Molecule: messenger RNA, 1681 nt
Organism: Sphaerulina musiva SO2202
Lineage: Eukaryota; Fungi; Ascomycota; Dothideomycetes; Mycosphaerellales; Mycosphaerellaceae
Exons: 1
Coding region: 33-500 (155 amino acids)
Source: RefSeq, a predicted model, not a curated record
GUCCACCUCAGGUGUCCACAAUACAUACAAGAAUGACUUCUUCCCUAGAUAUUCUCCGACCCUCACCCUCUCCGCCAGAUGCCACAAGUUCCUCCCGGUCUGCGACGAAAGACCUCGAGACCCGCUCGCUCAAGUUCGCAGAAAUCAUGGGCACCCGAAACUACGCAGACCCCGUCUUCCAGCAGCUCGUGACUCCCGACUUCAAAUGUCAAAUUGAGCUUCCCGAUGGAAGCAUAGGCAUGGUCCAGAGCCGCGAGGCCUUCGUCAGCCACUUUCGCAAAAACACCCGGACGCGAUUGCUCGACGUGUCGAACGUCACCAUCGACCUCGACGAAGACGCGGGUCUUGCAAAAGUCAUGCUGCUUCUACGUCUCGGAGAUACGCCGCGACCCGUUCCUCAAGAAGCCGUAUCGAUCCUGUGGUGGAAAUUGGACCGGGGCUCGUGGCGAUGCUAUCAACAAACCGGCAUGAGAGGCAGUCUGUCCAUCCAUGGUAUAUGAGACGACCUCCUCUCGUGUCGGCGUCCCUGAGAAAAAGACAUUUUCUCUGUCGAGAGAGAGAGACGAAAUCCUGCCGCAUGGACAUGCAACAAAGUGCUGUAACAACACCCGCCGCAGCUUACCCGCUUUGCCCGAUACGAUACGGUACUACCUCUAUACCUUCCAUCCACCACCCGACCGACCGACCAACCAACCAACAACGGCCUCGAGAUGUCCAAAAGAGAAUCCGCCAGAUCAGACAUCGUCAUCAUCAUCCACAUAGCCAUCACACAGAAAACCACUGCAAGAUCCACCAGUUGCAUCAGGACCUACCUGACUUUCCUCGUCCGACACGAGACCUACCUGACCUUACCUGACCUUACCUUACCUCACCUCACCUUACCUUUUUUUUGGAUCCAACCCAAAAAAGAAAACUUCCUCACUGAUCCAUCCAUCCAUCCAUCCAUCCAUCCGAGAGGACCGGUCCCUCACGAUAUCCAAGUCAAGUGAAAAUCCUACUCUCCAAAAGCUCUAGUUACUACCUUACCUUAGGUAACUAGCUAGUCCGACCAAACACCAAACACGACGACAAUACAUUGAUUGCAUACCUUACCCCUCAAUGCAAGUUCUGCAGUGUCAGCAACCUUAGCACAAGGCACCAGUUCGGACGGGAUGGAUGGAUGAAUGACUGAAUGAACGGAAGGAGAGCUCAAAGUGGUGGUCGUGGCGGCAGCCGGUCGGAUUUACAGCUUGCACUGCACUGCACUGCACUGCACUGAGGAAAGGUGGAAGGUACAGGUACAUACCAUACUAUACCAUAACGACAACAACGAGACUGCCCAGAGUUGGGAUGGUCCCAAGUUCAGAUGGAGGGCGGGUGAACUGGAAGGUGGUAUCACGAGGGGCAUAUAUGGAAGAGAACGCAAAAGGGUGAAAGAAAGAUUCUGGUGAAGUAGAAAACAAAAGAGCAUUCGAGAGAGUGAAACACUUGAAUUUGAGAGGAAGAAGCUUUCAUUCAUCGCCCGCUCGGUUCCCAAUUGCUCGUGGGAAGAGGGGAAUGUGAUCUACAACCUUAUAUACAACACAAGGGAACAAAGUACAGUAUGAGUAGUUAGUAAGAAUCGUCUCAGCGAAUGAGUGUGUCGCUUCCAGCCAUGUUGUUAUGCUUGCUCGCCCUCCCGAGCUCCAUCCGGCAGUCUCCC